Humulus lupulus (European hop) is the source of this 1702-nucleotide messenger RNA. Its product is annotated as peroxisome biogenesis factor 10. Gene Ontology annotation, cellular component: peroxisomal membrane. The record is from RefSeq and is a predicted model, not a curated record. The transcript has 12 exons. NCBI's taxonomy places the organism in Eukaryota, Viridiplantae, Streptophyta, Magnoliopsida, Rosales, Cannabaceae. The coding region runs from base 192 to 1373 and encodes 393 amino acids. Gene Ontology annotation, molecular function: zinc ion binding. Gene Ontology annotation, biological process: protein import into peroxisome matrix.
UACUAACUUAUUAGUCUUCACUUUUUUUUAGCUUGAGAUGUUGAAGAUAAGCCAGAAUUAACCAGUGCAGCAUUGAUAUGUUGUACCAUUAUUGGGUACGGAUGCUUUAUGCUGAGAUCCUUGCACAGGUGAACAAGGAACGAACAGAGAAUAGAAGAAGCUUAGCGAAAGCUUUCUGGUGAGAGAGAGAGAUGGGUUUGGGAAGGAGUGACGGAGUGGGGUCAGGCGAGGCCAGCUCGAGCGGAGGUGAAAUGGGUACGAGCAGCUCCGAACCGUUGGUUCCACGGAGAUUCCCGCUGGCUGCUCAGCCGGAGAUCAUGAGAGCUGCCGAGAAGGAUGAACAGUACGCUUCCUUCGUCUACGAUGCCUGUCGCGACGCUUUUCGUCACCUUUUCGGGACAAGAGUUGCCGUAGCUUACCAGAGUGAGACGAAGCUUCUGGGGCAAAUGCUUUAUUAUGUGUUGACAACUGGUUCAGGGCAGCAAACUCUGGGAGAAGAGUACUGUGACAUCACCCAGGUUGCAGGGUCUUAUGGGCUUCCUCCAACCCCGGCCAGGCGGGCACUUUUCAUUGUUUACCAGAAUGCUAUUCCUUACAUUGCAGAGCGAAUUAGCUCAAGAGUUGCUUCCCGUGGCAUUGUCCUUGCGGAUUCACUGUCUGAAGACCCCUAUGGAAGCAAUAGCGAUCGUGUUAAUUCAUCUACAAUGAUUGAUAGUUCAUCUACUUCCACUUCGGAGCAAUCUGUUUCUGUUUUAACUAGGUUGAAACAAAAAAUCAAUAGAUUAUGGCUCUCUGGAAUUCAAAGAUGGCCUGCGGUGCUUCCUCUUGCUCGAGAGUUUUUGCUAUUACUUGUUCGUGCAAACCUCAUGUUCUUUUACUUUGAAGGCCUCUAUUAUCAUAUAUCAAAACGCGCAGCUGGAAUUAGCUAUGUCUUUAUUGGAAAACCUUCAAAUCAAAGGCCUAGAUACCAAAUUUUGGGAGUGUUUUUGCUAAUUCAGCUAUGUAUUAUUGCUGCUGAAGGACUACGGCGUAGCAAUUUGUCCUCAAUUACAAGUUCAGUCCGUCAGGCAACACUCGGGGCCCACCACUCUUCAACAGGUGGAGGUUUGCCUAUUCUAAAUGAGGAAGGUAAUUUGAUAGCAACCGACGCUGAUAAAGGAAGUUGGGUGAACGAUUCGUCAUCAACUUCAGAGUCAAUUAGCAAAUGCACGCUCUGCCUGAGUAAUCGCCAGAACCCGACGGCCACGCCUUGCGGCCAUGUAUUCUGCUGGAAUUGCAUUAUGGAAUGGUGCAAUGAAAAGCCAGAAUGCCCUCUGUGCCGGACCCCCAUAACUCAUUCGAGCCUGGUUUGCCUGUAUCACUCAGACUUCUAGCUCUUGAUCUUUUCUACUUUAGCCUCCUCUGAACAUAGGAUUAUAUAGAAAUUGUAGCCUAGCAAUUUUAUACAAUUUUCACUCAUUUAUGAAUAAUACUUGAGCUACCCUCAAGACGAAAAAAAAAAUAUAUGAAAAUAAUAAAGGAAAUUGCUUGUUUUGAGCAUGGACAGACAAGUAUCCACAAAAUAAAACAUCUUCAUCUUCAUAAGGUUGGUCAUCAUUUUAUCUUCAUAGUUACUACUCUCCCUGUAAUCACUUUCUUAUUUGUGGAUACGAAUUGCAAUUCAUGUUAUCUUAUCGAUUGAAACGAUUAUUAUUUAUUUUUA